This is a messenger RNA of Misgurnus anguillicaudatus (oriental weatherfish), 1276 nucleotides long. The record is from RefSeq and is a predicted model, not a curated record. Lineage: Eukaryota; Metazoa; Chordata; Actinopteri; Cypriniformes; Cobitidae.
UCACUGCUUUUGACCUGCAGCAGUCAGGCAUGCAAACAUUGGAGCAUGUGUCCGUUACCGUAACCAUCAGCCACCCUCGCCGUGGCAAUGUUGAGAUGGUGUUAAUAUGCCCCAGUGGAAUGACCUCACUGAUUGGAGCCAGGAGAGCACUGGAUGUCGAUACUACUGGAUUCACGGACUGGACGCUUUCCACUGUGCGAUGCUGGGGAGAAAAAGCAGAGGGACAAUACAGACUAAAUAUCACAGACCACAGAGAUCCUGCUUUGUCAUUGGGCACUCUAAAUUCCUGGAAACUUACUCUGUACGGUUCAUCUAUGUCUCAUCAGCAGGUGAAAGAGAGACGGAGAAUUGUGGAAGAAGCUAUGGGCGGGCAGUAUCUGAACAGUAGCUUUGCUCUUCCCUGCCCACCUGGCAUAGAUGUACCACCUGAGAUUGUGAGUCCAUUCACCUCAAACAGUCUAAAGUCUCUCCUGCUUCUGGGCUGUUUCGCUCUCUUCUGGUCGCUGUAUUACACUCUUGAAGUGACUCUCACUCAUGUGGACUGGCGUAGAUGUCGGACAGCUGUGAGAAACAGAAACAGAGGACUACAGGCUGGAUCUUCAGUCCUAGAUAACAGCGAAGUGGUGGAGAUUCAGCCGGAGAUUGACAUGGAGUCCAAAGUUCCCCUGAUAUCUGGAGAUGAGAAUACAUAGCACUCAGGGACAGCUGAAGAUCGGUUCAUCUCGCUCUGUAUUUAAGAUUUAUGUUUGCACUUUUCUUUGGUUUGGGCAUGUGAGCGAAUGCUCUGUAUUGGGUUGCCUUAUUUGUUUUUAUUUCAUCAUUUGUUAAUUUUUUCACACAAAUUGUGUGGUAUGUGUGCCUGAUAAAGUGAGUGGGUUCUUUACAGUAUUUAAAAGAAUUAGUGCAAAUGAACUUUGACGAUAGGAUGUUUUGCACAUAAUGUAUGUAUAUGUGUGUGUGUGUGUGUGACAGAGAGAGAAUCUAUUGUAUGAAAAUGAGUGUUUGAGGGCUGUAUGAGACGUAUGAUGUAUUAAGAGUUAAAUAUACUUUUAUAAUAGUUUUUGUUUUUUGAUUGUGAUACAUUGACUGUGUCACGUUUGGGUAUGUUUUGGCUAUAAAUACCUCAGACACUUGAAUUUUGAAAGAGAUUGUUUGAAACUGACAUUUUACUGGUACUAGCCUGUUUUUAUUGAGGUGUGGUGUUACAAUCAAUCAGAAUUUGGUCAAAAAAAGAAUUUAUUGAAUGUGGUUUUCAAUAAAAAAAUAAUAAAUGCUU